Malassezia sympodialis ATCC 42132 is the source of this 234-nucleotide messenger RNA. RefSeq names its product protein transporter TIM8 (gene TIM8). The record is from RefSeq and is a predicted model, not a curated record. NCBI's taxonomy places the organism in Eukaryota, Fungi, Basidiomycota, Malasseziomycetes, Malasseziales, Malasseziaceae.
AUGAGCAACACGCUGUCAGAUGCGGAUCAAAAGGAGCUGAGCGCCUUCCUUGACACUGAGCAGUCAAAGGCUCGUAUGCAAACAACUGUGCACGCAUUCACGGAGCGCUGCUGGGACCAGUGCAUGACUGGCUCGAUUGGUGCGCGUUUCGGACGUGGCGAAGAGGCUUGUUUGAGCAACUGUGUGGAGCGGUUCCUUGAUACCUCCCUGUUUAUUGUGUGUGGUGUGAUCUAA